UCUCGGUCUCUGCGAGCGGAGCGGAGCGCGGGCUCGUGGAGGGGCCGCGCAUUGUUUGUGUGCGCGCGUGAAUCCCGGGCCCUGGCCUUGCAAAGGGAAGCAGUCGCUGCUCGGCUCCUCUAGUAUCUUUGCUCGGCACGUCCCCUUGCACGGAGCGCCUUGCAGCCAGAUAUACUUGUUUGCAGCUGCAUCGCAAGAGGCAAAGAGCCGUUGGCGGUAGCAACGACAACCAGUCACAGAGGCCCCUGGCUGCAUUCGUAAAGGAGGUUUCGGUUUAAUCCGAUCGUUUCUUUUUCUCUCCCCUUUCCAAACAGGCCAUGACUCGGGAGUAUAAAGCCGGGGAGUUGAUUUUCGCUAAGAUGAAGGGUUACCCUCACUGGCCUGCUCGGAUCGACGAUUUUGCUGAUGGAGCAGUAAAAUCUUCACUAAAUAAAUAUCCUAUCUUCUUCUUUGGAACUCAUGAGACUGCUUACUUGGGCCCACGGGACAUUUAUCCAUAUGAUGAAAACAAGGAAAAGUACGGAAAGCCCAACAAAAGAAAAGGUUUCAAUGAAGGAUUGUGGGAAGUUGAAAAUAAUCCAACUGUCAAAUUUCUGGGGCCACAGAGUGCUAAUAAACGAGUUCGGAAGUUAUCAACAGAUAAAGACGAUGAAGAGGAAAAAGAAACAAGUGGUUCAAACUUGGGAAAAGAGGAGUCUGAUAUAGUUAGUUUGCCAGAGUUUGACAAGCAAAAUGAUGAGGAAACUUCAGCAAAGAAAGCUCCAGUGGUGCACACUCCAAAGAAGAGGGGAAGAAAGAGAAAGAUUGAUCAAGUGGAAGUUGGCUCCGAAUCUGAUCCAGAAAAGCAAACUGUUAAGAAAAAGAAACAAGCAGUUGAAGUGAAGAUUCCGAAACCCAGAGGAAGACGACCCAAAGUUGUAGUGAUACCUCCAUGCUCGGCCGAUGAAAGUGAGAAUGACGGUGUUAACAAAGCUGAUGAGAAGAAGGUAGCCGUGGAGGAAAAGCGAAAGAAACAACAAGAGCUCAAAAAAGUGAAGGAAGAGGAGAAAGAGGAGAAAAAGAUGGAGAAACCGAAAAAGGAACUGGUUAAAAAGGAAGGAAAGAAGAACCCUGCUGAACCCAAGCGGAAAAGGAACAGCAAAACAAAGUCAACCUCAGAGUCAGAAGAGGAGGAGCCAGAUAAUGAAGAAGAAAAAAUAAAGAAGACAAAAUGGGAUGUUGGUAAUAGACGAAAUGUAAUGAAAAAGCAGAAUGACAAGGACCAAGAGGAAAAGCUACGCAAGGUGGAAGAGAAUAAGAAAGAUGACCAACAAGGUAAAGAGGAGAAAGAAGGAAAAAAAGAAGAAAAACUCAACUUCAAGAAAAUAGAGAAAAAAAGAGAAAUGUCAAUGGAAUUGAGGCUACAAAAAUUGCACAGUGAAAUUAAAUUGUCACUGAAGAUUGACAAACCAGAUGUUAAGAAAUGUGUUGAGGCCCUAGAUGAACUCGCUGCUCUCCAGGUCACUCCACAGCAUCUGCAGAAACACAGUGAAUUGAUUGCUACACUAAAAAAGAUGCGAAACUACAAAGCCAGCCAAGAUAUCAUGUUCAAGGCAGAUAUGAUUUACAAUAAAUUUAAGUCCAUGUUCUUGGUUGGUGAAGGUGAUUCUGUGAUUGCACAAGUACUGAACAAAUCUCUUGCUGACCAGAAGCAGCAUGAGGAAGCUGCUAAGGCAAGAGAACAAGAGAAGAAAAAUGAUCCACUGGAAACUAGCCAGAAAUCUGAAAACUCAGAGGAACAAGUGACGGGUGCUAAAACAGUAAAUGGAGAAAUUGUAUCACAAGAUGUAGAGAAUGGCCACUCACUGAAAAGAGUAGAGAACAAGGGUGGAGAUGAGAAGAUAAAUAAAACAGACUCUCUGCAGCCUCAACAAAACAGUGAACGGCAUCAGUCUGAUGCAUUGCAGUUGGUAAAACAGUCAUCAGCUGAUGCUGUGACUGGUCAGAUGGAGACGGGAUCACCUACAGGAAGCUAGGCAACUGGAACUUGCCAUUUGUGAACAUAUCUAAAACACAGCUCCUCGUGUUGGAGUUUGGAGAUGGGUUGGGUUGGGUGCUGCUUUUGUAUUUUAUUACUGUUCGAAUAUGUAGACAAUUUGCUUUUUAACACUGGAUAUCCUCUUUUAGAAAUCCCAGAAAAAAUGCAUAACAGCUAAUAAGUACACAGUAUGACCACAUUGAACUGCCGAAACCUAGGUGUACAUUUUUUAUUUGGUUCUCCUCCCCUCCUUUCCCCCCCCCCCCCCCCCAUCAACCCAACCCAAUUCUAAAACAUUUUGUAUAAUGAUUCAGAGGGUGAUUGUUUCCCUUUCUUUUGGAUGUAUAGUAAUUCGGUGGUAUUUGAAUUUUUUUUUGUCUUAACCCAUUAAGGCCAAAUCUGCUCUGACGCCAAAUACUCAAAGAUAGUUUUUGCUUCUGUAUGUUGAAAUUGCUGGUAGUAACAUAAACAUUUGUUGUUAA
Messenger RNA from Leucoraja erinaceus (little skate), 2499 nucleotides. RefSeq names its product PC4 and SFRS1-interacting protein-like. The coding region runs from base 318 to 2015 and encodes 565 amino acids. The transcript is spliced from 15 exons. Gene Ontology annotation, biological process: regulation of transcription by RNA polymerase II. Gene Ontology annotation, molecular function: transcription coregulator activity; double-stranded DNA binding. The record is from RefSeq and is a predicted model, not a curated record. Gene Ontology annotation, cellular component: nucleus. Lineage: Eukaryota; Metazoa; Chordata; Chondrichthyes; Rajiformes; Rajidae.